AUGUUAAUCAUAUUUGUUAUGAUUAAAUUAUGUCUUACCAUAAUCAAAUUUGACACCAAUUACUUUGAACAAUGGUCUAUUGAUAUUACAUCAGGUUUUCUUUGUUAUGGAGGUGCAAAAUAUGAUAAUACAAUAUAAUUUUCAGAUUCAUUUGUAAAUAUUCCUCAAGUUUUUAUUACUCAUGAAUUAUUUGGUAUGCAUUGGACUUAAGCAUAUCCUAUUUCAGGCUUCAAUUUUAGUAUUUCAGACAUUACUUUAACAGGUAUGUAAAAAUUUAUAUUUUAGACUUUGUCAUACAUCUUCAUUGUUAAUAUGAAAGAAAUUAUAGAUUUAAAAUAAGAUGGUUUGCAGUUGAUGAUUAAAGAAUACAAGUUAUAAGUUAGUUUAAUUUAAUUCCACCAUAGAACUGUAGUUAUUAUUAUGCUAAUGUUAAUUGCGAUAAGUAUUUCCUCACAAUUACAAGUCUUAAUGUAAUAGGACCAACUGAUGUAUAAUUAGAUGUAAAUUUGAAUUUAAUUUCAUAGGUACAAUUCACUCCACCUAAUACAGUUACAGUAGUUAUCCCUUAUAUCGAAGGAUUUUCAGAAAAUUUGAAAUCUAUAGGAUUUUAAUUGAUAUUAGGUAUUGAUUAAGCGUUUUCACAAUCAUAAACAAUUUAUACAAAUUCAAACUAUGAUUCAUUGGUUUAUGAUCCAAUUUAAAUAGACCAAGUCGAGUUUUAUCCAUUUUCUGGAUUUGCAUUUUAGAAUCAAUAUCUUUUGGAAUUAUUUGUAAAUUCAUUAAGUGAUGGUUCUGGUAUCAGAUAUCAGAUGUAUGAAUGUAUUUUAUUGUUAAUUAAAUUUUAGGGGGAGCAGGUUAUACUCCAAAUUUUCACAAAAAAGUACGAGUGUCCAAAUCGAUUACAAAAAUGUUUUCACCUAUUCUGUGUAAUUUUUUGAGAUUUUCAUAAAAACUUGAAUUUAGAGAUUUACCUCGUCCAAUGUUUUCAAUCGAAUUUACUGAAGAUUAGGAUGUAUAUAUAUCAAAUGGAUAUCGUACAAUUAGUAAAUCGAUUACCAACCUUAAUUUAAUAAUUAAGUGUAAUUGUAUUACUGGGAAAAAGAUAUAAAGUAAAUUUCUUAAAUGUGAAAAUUGUUUUAAAAAAAAUUAUUAGUUUGAACAUUUUUGUUAUGGUGCCAUUAAUUUAUUAUUUAUUAAUGCGAGAUUUAUUACUUAAACUAAUGCUAUAUAAGAAUUAUCAAUUGAAUUGACAACCAAUAGUUGCAAGAUUACUUAAUUAAUAUAUAACCAAAAAUAUUAACCUAUAGUAAUUGUUGAUAUAAAAAUGAUUGAUAGUUGA
This is a messenger RNA of Paramecium sonneborni, 1339 nucleotides long. NCBI's taxonomy places the organism in Eukaryota, Ciliophora, Oligohymenophorea, Peniculida, Parameciidae. The record is from the annotation of a GenBank genome assembly.